Messenger RNA from Pestalotiopsis fici W106-1, 1077 nucleotides. RefSeq lists its product as uncharacterized. NCBI's taxonomy places the organism in Eukaryota, Fungi, Ascomycota, Sordariomycetes, Amphisphaeriales, Sporocadaceae. The transcript has a single exon. The record is from RefSeq and is a predicted model, not a curated record. Bases 1 to 1077 code for a protein of 358 amino acids.
AUGGCAAACUCGCAACACCCACAGACUCGCAUCCCAACCCUGUCGAAGUCGGUCUUGGUAGCUGGCGCAAAUGGAUUCAUUGGCUUUGCGGUGUGCCGUGCUUUCGUUCGAGCGGGUUGGCACACGUAUGGACUGGUCCGUCGACCCGAAUCCACCAUGAGUCUUGCUGCAGAAGAAGUCAUACCCAUCAUCGGCUCCAUCUCUCAUGCUGCUUCUUUCAUCGAAGACUUGCACAGGCACACCAAGGCCCUUGAUGUCAUCAUCUUAUGCACUGAUAUCAUGCCUGGAUCUGGCGCACCAUCCCAGGACAUUAUACACGUCUUGAAGAAGCUGGCAGCUGUUUCAAAGGAUAGUUCGGUGAAGCCACUUGUCAUCUGGACCUCAGGUAGUAAGGACUAUGGAUUUACAGGUCUGCAUGGUUCAAAAGACCUUGUACCACAUACAGAAGAGUCUUUGUUACAACCACUCGAGAUAUUGAAAGCGAAGACUUAUGCUUCAUUGGAUGUAUUCAACUAUCCGGAUCUUUUCGAUGCCGUGCUGUUGAGGCCCAGCCCACUCUUUGGAUACAGCGGUAGUUUCUACGGAGCUGUUCUGGAUUUUGCCGCAGCAGCGGAACCCGCUCACCAGCUUUGCAUCCCGUCCAGCCUUGAUACCAUCAUCCACGGAUGCCACGUGGACGACUGUGCUGAAGCAUACGUAUCCAUAGCUGAACAUGACGCCCGACCCGCCGUAGCUGGGGAGUGUUUCAAUAUAUCUGCGCACCGUUACGAGACACUCGCAGAAAUUGGAGCUGCACUGGCGGACGAAUACGGACUGAGUGGCGUCAAGUCAGUCCCAGCCGAGUCUGAUAUAGCAUCAGGCUUUGUUUUCGGUCUCAGCCAGUGGGUGGCGAGCGACAAGCUUAGAAAGCUUACAGGAUGGACGGACAAGCGGAAGCUGUUCUCGGAGAACAUUCACGUGUACCGUGAGUCCUAUGAAGUAGCAGUUCAAAGGAACGAUGAGGGUGUUUUGAGAAUCAAGGCACUCCUAGCCGCAAUCGGCGGUGAAGCUAGAAAAGUGGACAGUGGUAUACUAUAA